Camelina sativa (false flax) is the source of this 1253-nucleotide messenger RNA. RefSeq lists its product as uncharacterized. Gene Ontology annotation, cellular component: membrane. The record is from RefSeq and is a predicted model, not a curated record. NCBI's taxonomy places the organism in Eukaryota, Viridiplantae, Streptophyta, Magnoliopsida, Brassicales, Brassicaceae.
UACACAUGCCAACAAAGUUAAACAUACUCAAUCUAUUUCUCUCCUUCCUCAUCACUUCUCUCUUCAAAGCCUUAACAACUUGAUUCAUCUUAUAGAAUCUUUGGAUCCUCCUCACAUGGGCUCUAUACCAUUCAUCUUCAUGAUCAUCUUUCUUUUUCAUUUACAGAGAUCCAAAUCUCAGACGAUUGAAUCAACACAUCUCCUUGAUCUUAUGAUCAGAGAUUACACUAUCAGAAACUUCAACAUACAUUUCAAGACUGGCACGAUUCAGAAAAUUCAUCUUCCUUCGAAUUUCUCCUCCAUUGAUAUCGCCACGGCUAGGUUUAGAUGCGGCAGUUUGAGAAGACAUGGUGCAACAAUUGGAGAGUUUCACUUAGGUCCGGGCUUGACGGUGCAGCCAUGUGUUGAGAGAGUGAUGCUGGUGAGACAGAACUUGGGUUUUAACUGGUCUUCUUAUCUUUACUUAACCGGUUAUAACUUAACCGGUUACAAUUUCCAGCUCGUGUCUCCGGUUCUCGGUUUAUUGGCUUACAAUUCUAACCCGGACGGUGUGGCUAUGAACCCUUAUGAGAUUAACGUAAUGGGAACGGAGCAGAACCCUAUUUUGAUCAAAUUCUUGAGCAGCAAGGCAAGCCGUGACCCUAAACCUAACACGAAACAGAACUCAUCUCUAUUGUGUGCUUGCUUCACAAGUAACGGUAACAUAACGUUUAGAGAGCAAGUUUCAGCCUACGUUUGCUUGGGGACAACACAAGGCCACUACGCCCUCGUGGUUAGAGCUCAAGAAAGUGGUGGUGGUGCAGUGGUAACGCCACCGUCGUCUCCGGCAGUAAAUGAAGGUGGCGGAGGGAGAUUGAGCCGGUGGAAAGUGGCGGUUGGGUGUGUGAUUGGGUCAAUAAUUGGAGCGUUUCUGUUAGGGUUGUUGGUGGUGGCGAUGGUAGUGAAAGGGAAGAAGAAAGCGAUGAGAGAGGAGAUGGAGAGGAGAGCUUAUGAAGAAGAAGCACUUCAGGUUUCAAUGGUGGGUCAUGUUAGAGCUAAUCCUAAUGCUUCGAGAACAAGAACGGUUCCAAGAUUUGAUAAUACUAGGUAUACUAACAAGUAACAACAAACUUAAUUAGGUAGAUCGUCGAUCCUUCUUGAUAUGAUGUUUUCCAAUUGUAAUGCUAAUUGAACUUGUUUUUUUCUUUUCUUUUCUUUUUUUUCUAUUUACGUUGGAUUGUAUAAUUUGUAAGAUCUUCAUUAUUUAGGAGACA